This is a messenger RNA of Exserohilum turcica Et28A, 513 nucleotides long. RefSeq lists its product as uncharacterized. NCBI's taxonomy places the organism in Eukaryota, Fungi, Ascomycota, Dothideomycetes, Pleosporales, Pleosporaceae. Bases 1 to 513 code for a protein of 170 amino acids. The transcript has a single exon. The record is from RefSeq and is a predicted model, not a curated record.
AUGGCUCUUUCCUCGCCCUGCCAUUCCCCCCCGCCUGCGCCUGCCCUCUGCUGCCUCUGCUGCCUCUGCUGCCUCCGCCGUCUCCACUGGCACCUUCCCUCCAUGCCAGCCCACUCCAUACUGACAUACAUGCGUGCGUACAGACAUGCGGCCCUGCUGCGGACCCACUCCGCUCCUGCCACGCGUGACGUGUUUUUGUUUGUGCCCGCCCGUCGAGUGGGCAACAGCCUGUCGCCGGCUCUCCAGUCGCCCGCCGCCGCCUCUGCCUCUGCCACGGCCUCUGCUGCCGCCGCCUCUGCAUUAAACACGCGAGCCGCCGUCUGCACGUACAUACAUAUACACAUCCACAUCCCCCUCGUGCCCAGAGACAGGCCGCGUUCCGCCUCCGCGGCACAGCGCUGCCAUGGCCAGGCCUGCCCGUCGCUAUUACUGGCACAGGCUCCGAUGCUCAGCGUGGUAACCAUGCUGCGUCAACGGCCCGUACCCGCUAGCCGUCUCUGGGUCUUGGCGUAA